GCACCACCGCGCACAACGCUCUCCACGUUGCACGGAGAAGCUCUUCUGUUUAUCACAGCAAUAAACCUCUUUUAUCGAGUAAAUCCAGAAGGAUGGAGAGCGAGCAGGAGCGUGCGGCUGCCGUCGCGCAGUUGAAGUCGAUCGUCGGGCUGGACGAUAAGGGCGCCAAGGAUCUGUCCACCAAGCAGGAGCGCGUCGCGGACCUGCUGGCGUUCUUCGCUCAGCACAACGUGGGCGAGAGCUCGCCGCGCGACCACAAGGUCAUGCUCUUCAGCGUGUGGACGAAGGUGAAGAAACCGGUCCACCGCGACCCCGUCGCCAGCUUCGUGCUCGAGGGCAAGCUGGACAGCACGCAGAAGGUGGACGCCGCCAUCAAGUUUGUGAACGCCUCCGAUGCGGACGAGGUCGAUGCCGCGGCCAUGUCAGCCGAGUGCGGCGUCGGCGUGGAGGUGUCGGAGGCGGAGGUGGAGAACGCCGUCGCUGCGGCCCUCGCUGCGGAGGACAAAGGGACACUCAAGACGAAGUGGGAGAAGAAUGAGAAUAUGCUGCUGGGCCAGAUGCGCCGCGUUGCCGCGUUGCGCUGGGCCGACGUCGAGCACGUGCGUGCGGCGCUCAAGAAGCUCGUGCCGGAGCUGAUCAAGAACGUCGUGACGGAGACGGCGGCGCCGGCCGCGUCGGAGGCGAAGGAGGCGGCGGAGGCGGCAGAGGCGGCUGCGAAGAAGGAUGUGAAGGUGUGCCCGCAGAACGCCGACUUCCGCGUCGUCGCGCAGGGCCUCCCCCGCUCCCCGAUCGGGGAGUUGCCCUCGCACAAGGAGGGCACCUCGCUUUACAUCAUCGGCUGGGCCCACCGCGUGCGUCACCAGUCCCGCAUGUCCUUCGUGGUGCUCCGCGACGGGUCGGGUUUCAUUCAGUGCGUGUUCGACGGCGCCACGGAGCCCUUCCACCGCGAGUCCUGCGUGGCGAUCCGCGGCACCCUCAAGUACGAGCCGAAGGCGAAGUCGGAGCUGCAACCGCCAAUGGAGCUGCACGUCGACGAGUACGCCGUUGUGGGCCCGUCGGACGGCGCGAUUGAGACGAUCAUCACUGCCGAGAGCUCCGUGGAUAAGCUGUACGACCAGCGCCACAUCGUCCUGCGCGGCUCGGUGGCGCCCUCGGUGAUGAAGGUGCGCCACGAGCUGCUGCGGGCCUUCCGCGAGUACUUCUGGUCCCGCAAGUACUACGAGGUGACGCCGCCGACGCUCGUGCAGACGCAGGUGGAGGGCGGCUCGACCCUCUUCGACGUGCUCUACUAUGGCGAGAAGGCCUUCCUGACGCAGUCCUCGCAGCUGUACCUGGAGACGGCGACGGCGUCGAUGGGCAACGUGUACUGCAUCCUGCCGAGCUACCGCGCCGAAAAGUCUAAGACGAAGCGGCAUUUGAGCGAGUUCACCCACAUGGAGGCGGAGUACGACGUGUGCACGUUUGAGGACCUGUUGAACCAUCUGGAGGACAUGAUCUGCACGGUGGUCCGCACCGUCGUCGAGCGCGCGGGUGACUUAAUCGCCAUGUUGAACCCCGAGCAGCUGAUCAACCCGGCCGGCAACCUUCACGACCCGGCGAACUACAAGUUCACGCCGCACCGCCCUUUCCGCCGUCUGCGCUACUCCGACGCGAUCAAGUUCUGUAACGCGAACGGCAUCCUGAACACGGAGACAGGCAAGCCCUUUGAGUUUGGUGAGGACAUCACCGACCAGCCGGAGCGUGCGAUGGUGGCGAAGCUCGGCGAGUUCGUCCUCAUGACCCACUUCCCUGCUCAGAUGAAGUCGUUCUACAUGCAGCGCGACCCUGAAGACAACACGUUGACGGAGUCGGUGGAUGUUCUGGGCCCCGGCAUUGGCGAGAUCGUGGGCGGCUCGAUGCGUAUGCACAACUACGAGGAGCUGAUGGAGGCGUACAAGCGCGAAGGCCUCGAUCCCUCCACCUACUACUGGUACACGGACCAGCGCCGAUUCGGUGGGGCCCCGCACGGCGGCUUUGGCCUCGGUGUGGAGCGGCUGCUCGUGUGGAUGUUGAACCUGGAUAGCGUGAAGGACGCCUGUUUGUUCCCGCGUUACAUGGGCCGCUGCAAGCCGUAA
Molecule: messenger RNA, 2114 nt
Organism: Leptomonas pyrrhocoris
Lineage: Eukaryota; Euglenozoa; Kinetoplastea; Trypanosomatida; Trypanosomatidae
Product: putative mitochondrial asparaginyl-tRNA synthetase
Exons: 1
Coding region: 93-2114 (673 amino acids)
Biological process (GO): asparaginyl-tRNA aminoacylation
Cellular component (GO): cytoplasm
Molecular function (GO): ATP binding; asparagine-tRNA ligase activity; nucleic acid binding
Source: RefSeq, a predicted model, not a curated record